AUGAAUCAUUACCGCCGCAACACUCAUCCGAGCUUUACAACCUCAUCACGAGAUAUGACGCACCACCCAGAUACCCGCCACCUAAGCACAGCCCCGCGCCUGACCCGCUACUCUGUCAAACUCGCCUCGUUCAACACACCCAUUGCGCGGCAUGGUCUGCACAAUCAACUAGCUGAUGAACCUACGAACAUGCGGCGCGUGCUUGAUGACGCAGUUGGUGGGCGCCGAGCACGUGCCAAGACUUGCGUGAUCGGAUCGCGUGCCUGCCCCCAGCCUCCCCCAACACCAGCCUCGUUAGCAUCUCCCGUCGCCCUCAACCUCAUCACUGUCUACCCCGCCUCUGCAGACUCCCUUUCAACCCAUCCGUGCAACCUCCUCCUCACGCACCGAUCGCGCGCCUCGGCCGCCGCUACCACCCGUUGCACGUAUCGGGUACUCGACUCAGGCCCAUCAUCCUUGCGAAUUUCACAAGGCCUCUGGCGGUUGGGGGCAGGCGACUCUGCUUUGCACUGUGCGUCUGUCUUCUGCCAUCAGCGGGGUGGGCUUCUGUUCGGGUAUCACGGUCGCGUACCCGGUGUCUGCGGUGGACGCGACGCAUCACAACCAGAGUCAAGGCUGCUCACAAAGCCUGGGUGGGCGGGUUCCCUUGCGACGCAUCGCGGUGUCGACGAGUUCCUUCGCCGCGAUUGCUCCAAGGGGGUUUUGGCGCUGGCCUAUCCCGCGUCCAACCUCUCCGACGCCGUAUCGCCAUGCACCUGCUCGCUACUGUUCAAGUGUGACGACACCGCUAGGACAGCCACUCUCUUGCUUCAAGCUGCGAUACUCACUACUCAUGGCAUGCAAACCUUCGUUAUACAGUAUGACGCCAACGAGCUGGUGUCUGGCGCUGUAAGCCUCAACAAUGGCAAGAGCCAUGUCACACAGCCGCAAUUGGACGAACUGUUGCGCGACAACAACAACACGCGCUCUGAUGUGAAGACUCUCGCCCUGACUGUCAAGCAACCAGGUCCUGUCUGGUGUCCAGCUUCUCUUUCUUUUGCUCCUAGCCCUGGCUCUGAGGCUUCCUUCCGCCAGUUCGUAGAUCUUACCAAAGCAACCGAAAUAAACAUUGUCUUUGACUUCAAGAAUCUGCAGCCACUACUCAAGUCCAUGUUGAAGUCUUUCGGUAGGGCAGCGAGAGACCUGGCUGCAUUUCCAGUCGAAGGGUACCUUACUCGAGCGGGACUGACAAAGGCGAGCUGGGAGGUCUUCGGCCCUGUCGAUGUCGCUGAGGCACCGCCUGCUUACGAUCAUUCUCGCAAGCGGCCAUGGCAAGAAACCUCAACGUCCCCAAGCCCCUCCCCAAAGCGCCUCGCCCGACAAUCGCCUCCGCAAUCUCCACAGUCGGACACGACCAUUCCCUUCAGCCCAGCAGCAGCCGAAGCAUUCAGAGCCCCGUUCGAGGAAAAGGCUCGGUUCAAGAAAGAAGUCGCGUUGGAAGAACAAGUCGCGUUCGAGCAACAAGUCGCGUUGGAGGAACAACUCGCGUUCAAGGAACAACUCGCGAUCAAGGAACAAGUCUCGUUUGAGGAACAAGUUGCAUUCGAGCAACAAGCCCUGUUCGAGAAACAAGCCGCCUUUGCGAAACGUGUCGCGCUCCAGAAACAAGCCCUGUUUGAGAAACAAGUCGCCUUCCAGAAACAAGUCGCGAUUGAGGAACAAGUUGCGAUGGAGGAACAAGCCGCAUUCGAGGUACAAGUCGCGUUCGAGAAACAAGUCUUGCUCGAGAAACAAGCCGCCUUUGAGAAUCAAGCCGCCGUCGAGAAACAAGCCGCCUUCAAGAAACAGGCCGCCUUCGAGAAACGAGUCGCGUUCAACUCUCACGCGGCGGCCAUCAACGCCGCGGUUGCCAAGCAGCUCCCCGGCUACCUUGACCAAGUCCGGCCCAACCUACUUUCGCAAGCGAUCAAAGCCGCCGUUGCCGAGCAGCUCUCCAGCUACCUCGAACAAGCCCUGCCGACCGUACUUGCGAACAUUGUCCCAACUCUCUUCGCCCGUCCUCCCACCGAUCUCUCCAACUCGUCCAACUCGUCCAAAUCGUCCAACUCCUCCAACUCCUCCAACUCGACUCACUCCUCCCACACCCCAUCCAGAACACUGCCGCCACUAUCCGCUUUAGGCCAGACGUACCUCCCCCACCUCAAAGCGCAUCUUACUGAUCAAGUCCAGCAAGACCAAGCCAAGCGGACGAAAGAGUGGGAGGAAGUGCUCCACCGCCUCUCAGAGAAUGCAGCACGAAAGCUUGAAGAAGAGACAGCAGGGAUGAUGGACGAUAUGAAGGAGCACAAGACGGACAUGCGCUCGACAAAGGACGACGCUGUGCGAGACAUGAACGCUCAUCUUCACGAUGCGAUUGGGGAUGCGCAGGACAAAGUGUCGGUAUUGCGCGAGGACAUGGAUAAGGACAUGCAGCAGGGGAUUGACGUCUUGUGCGACAAGAUCGAGAGGCUGAAACAAUUAUUGGUGAAGAGGGUGGUGGCGUUUGAAGUACGCAAGUAUUGGCGGAGGAGGAAGCGUGCGCACCAAAGCGUAGGUCAAGGUAUUGUCAAGCGCAAGAGCCCGAAAUUGCGUCGUAUCAAGCACAAAAUGAAGGUGUUGGGAAGACGUCGGUACGAUGAGUGGGAGGACGUCUGA
Dothidotthia symphoricarpi CBS 119687 is the source of this 2673-nucleotide messenger RNA. RefSeq lists its product as uncharacterized. Bases 1 to 2673 code for a protein of 890 amino acids. The transcript has 4 exons. The record is from RefSeq and is a predicted model, not a curated record. Lineage: Eukaryota; Fungi; Ascomycota; Dothideomycetes; Pleosporales; Dothidotthiaceae.